AUGGCGUUGCGCAGAGCGUUCACUCAAGCGAUCCUCCGCAGAUCUAAUCAGACUUCGUCUUCUUCCUCCUCCUCCUCGACUUCCGCCGGGUUGUCUGCGUUGUAUUCUUCUUCUUCUUCUUCUUCUUCUCAUCAAAAUCGAAUGAUUUCCACCUCCUCGCGAUCAAAUUACGCAGGAGGAGAAUCGACGCAAACGUCCGUGGAAAAAUUCCAAGAGUUGUUCGAUAAAUACCGCCCGUCGAUGAUGGACCCACCGGGGACGCCGUCGACGUACAUGCCAGCCGAAGACGUCGCGAAGAGUGGCGAAGAGGAGGUGAAAAACGCCGGUCCGCCUCCGGAAACGGUGAAGUUGAAUUUUCGUUUGCCCCACGAAGCGGUCUUCGCGGACGCGGAAGUGAACAUGGUUUUAGUCCCAGCAGAAACCGGGGACUUUGGGAUUUUGCCUGGACACGUUCCCGUGGUCGCCAAGCUACGACCGGGGGUGGUUUCCGUGGAAAAUAAGGAAAGCGUGACGAGCAGAGUACGUAGACAAGAGUUUCUUUUUUGA
Messenger RNA from Bathycoccus prasinos, 546 nucleotides. RefSeq lists its product with no specific name. The record is from RefSeq and is a predicted model, not a curated record. The coding region runs from base 1 to 546 and encodes 181 amino acids. Lineage: Eukaryota; Viridiplantae; Chlorophyta; Mamiellophyceae; Mamiellales; Bathycoccaceae. The transcript has a single exon. Gene Ontology annotation, molecular function: proton-transporting ATP synthase activity, rotational mechanism. Gene Ontology annotation, biological process: proton motive force-driven ATP synthesis.